AUGAUCGAUGAGAGACAUUCAACAGAGCGAAUUGCCUUAAAUAGAAAAAGGACUGUAACAAUCCUCUACAAGCUAUGUUAUGGCCUCAGCCAAGUGUGUAACUGGCUGCAGACUGACCAUUCUAUGUAUUUGAGGCUGUCCAAUAUUAACAUGGAAGGUCUGCAGACAGAGCAAGUAAUGGGAGGAGCUUGUAGUAGGAGUAAAGUGUACAGCCUUAUGAACACAAUGAGCCAGAAUGCAGGCAAAAAAAUUGACGACGUGGUGGCAGAAGCUAUUAUAAACAAGUGGCAACUGGUAUUAAUUGUAGAUGACUACACAACCAUUCCCUCAAUAAGACGACAACAAGACCAGGAACUCACUAAUGCCAAUUUCUUUUGUACUAUCAUCAUCAAAGUUUUCAAAAAUGUUCCAGCCAUACCUGCCUGUCAUGUCUCAAUUUAUCAUAAUCCUUCUGGUCUCAAUGUUACUUCCUGUAUAAACACAGUCUCUGGGCCAUCUACUAUGCAUAAAUUAACUCUAACAUAUUCAUCCCUGAUGCCUCCUUGGAUAACUGACACCUUUUUCAAUCCCGAAUUUGAAAGACACAGGGUAACUCCUCAUGAAUACUGCCACCAUGAGUCUGUUCAGACUAUGAAGACAAAUGGACAAUGUACAUCUUGUUAA
Messenger RNA from Porites lobata, 663 nucleotides. The record is from the annotation of a GenBank genome assembly. NCBI's taxonomy places the organism in Eukaryota, Metazoa, Cnidaria, Anthozoa, Scleractinia, Poritidae.